UCAGCAAAAACGAAUUUGUCAGCAUUCGUAUUAAGUAGUUAAACCCCGUGCUGGGUCCUUUCCUCCAUUUCGAAGCAGCUAUGGAUUCUGAACCUGCAGCUUCGUUACCGAACCCUAACCCAAAGCCACCAACUCCAAACAUCGUUAUUGCCGAACCAAAACCAAAACAAAGAGAUUUUUUAACUCACGCCGAAGCUUACCUCGCCAAGCGAGACGGCAUCGACAAGCUUCUCAAAAUUUGCCGUUACACAACGAAGCUAAUCCUCGCCUCUUCAUUUCUAGCUUCGGACCCGAACCUCACUCAACGCCUCAAAAGCUUCGAGUCAAGCGUCGGCGUUAGCCGAAAAGCCUUCAGACUCGGCAAAUUCAUUCAAGACCUCAACGCGCUGAGAAACUCGCACGUCGAUUCCAAACGCGAGCUUCUACUUUCGUUAAUCGCUUACGGUGGCGAAGGUUUCUACUAUUUCAUCGAACAAUUCGUUUGGCUAUCGAAAACCGGUUUGAUCGAUUCGAAACGUUCUAAAAUCUUCCAGAAGGUAAGUGCUUACGCGGAAUUCGUUGGUUAUUUCGGUAGCGUAGCGCUGAAAAUUAGGGAUUUGAGAAUUAUUAAUGAGGAUGAAGCGUGUUUGAAAUCGAGCAUUGAGAUUGGGGUUUUGAGAGGUGUUGGUUGUGAAGAAGAAAAAAUUAGGUCGAGGAAAUUGAGAGAGAAGAAAUUGAUGAAGAAGGUUUCAAUUGUUCAAGAUUUGGCUGAUGGAUUAAUGGCUUUGGAUGAUAUUUUGGAUGGGAAAGGAAUUUUUUCGAAGCCGAUUUUGAUGUCUUCUGCAGGGCUUUUGUCUGCUCUCAUCAGCACUCACAAGAAUUGGGUUAAUUGCUGAGUUUUUCUGGUGCGUUCGAUUUUCUCACAAUUUUUUUAAUGAUAUGUAGUAUAUUUAAUUUAGUAAACUUUGUGAAGUUCGAAUUGAUACCGAGUAUCGAACAAUAGCUAGAAAAUGAAUAAUCAUUGGCCAAGACUUUAUUUACCCCUCGCUGAAUACUGGAGGGUUAUAAUAUAAAAGACAUUGACAAAUAAAAUGGCUCUAUCUCGAUAUAAUGAUCUCUUUUUGUAGAAA
Molecule: messenger RNA, 1109 nt
Organism: Cicer arietinum (chickpea)
Lineage: Eukaryota; Viridiplantae; Streptophyta; Magnoliopsida; Fabales; Fabaceae
Product: peroxisomal membrane protein 11A
Biological process (GO): peroxisome fission
Cellular component (GO): peroxisomal membrane
Source: RefSeq, a predicted model, not a curated record